GAUUGCAAAAAUAUAGGAAUACGAAAAUUUGAGUUUGAAGAAUAGCCUCAAUUCUAUUCCCUUGAAAUACAGAACUACUAUACAGGGUUACCAAUGAACAUGCCAAUAACUUGAGUAUUGAUUGCUCACCACCUGCUAGGGAAGAUCUCCGAGAAGGAGGGAGCGGAGGAGGAUUUCUCUCCGCUCUCCGGGAUACGAAAUAGAUAAAACCCCGUGGUAUCCCAGAAAGACGGUUACUCCACUCUUGCCAUGAAAUUGUACGCACUUAUCUUAUGCCUGGUUGUUCCUGCCUUUAACCUGCCCCUUGAAGCUCCUGGUGUAUACCUGGAGACAAGGUUGAACCAGGAGCAGGGUCCAAACAUCAGAUCUUUGAUGGGUUCCCUAGCCCAUCUUAUCUCCAGGGACCCGGGAUACUUUACCUCCUACAGCAUAGGUCCAGUACUACAGAAUGAGGAGGAAACCUCAGAAUUGAGAUCCUUCUUGAACUCACAACAGCAACUCCUGGAAGAGCAGUUCAAUGAGGAAGAUGAGCCGCUAUCAGCCCAUAUCAGAAACAAUAGGCCCAAGAACAGGAAAUCUGAAAGACAUCAGUUUGAGAAUAUUCGAUUAGCACUCCAAAAGACAAUGGAGAAUAUUGAACGGCCUACCCUUCUACCAGAAGAUUGGACAAACAUGAAACAUGAGAGUUCAGAGAAACUUGAAAACCAACUAGAACCUGACAGUCCUUUGGACAUCUUCUACAAGGAGGAACACAAAAACAGAAUGGUGGCCACUAAACAGUCCAGAGAUGACCAACAGCUUCUUGAAGAGUCCAGAUUGAGUCCCGGCUACUUGAAUACACCUAAGAUGAGCCGAAAGAAAAGGAACCCCCGCUGCCUACGGUCCUGUCUAAAGCGGGGAUAUCUGCAUCCAGCCCAAUGCCACAUGCUGUGCUGAACCUAAAUCUGGAGUUAAAUAUCCGUUGAAACGGUGUAAGAAUGCUGUUCAUAUCCUGAUUGCUUGACAAGUCUGUGUCCUGAGGUAAAAUGGUUCUGGAACUACAUCUACAAAACAAUAUGAGCCCUUGAACAAAUCUGUGAUUAUUUUUUGAUUAAUAAUAAUAUUAAAAUGAUGACUAGCAUAUAUUUGAGCUAGCCAUUCCCUCCACCACUCUGGUGUAUUUAAUUUGCGGUCUGUCUUGUUAUACAUAUUUUAAUAAAUAAAUACAUAUUUAAUUCUUAUA
Molecule: messenger RNA, 1222 nt
Organism: Eurytemora carolleeae
Lineage: Eukaryota; Metazoa; Arthropoda; Copepoda; Calanoida; Temoridae
Exons: 2
Coding region: 250-936 (228 amino acids)
Source: RefSeq, a predicted model, not a curated record